Molecule: messenger RNA, 1492 nt
Organism: Octodon degus (degu)
Lineage: Eukaryota; Metazoa; Chordata; Mammalia; Rodentia; Octodontidae
Gene: Tmem100
Product: transmembrane protein 100
Exons: 2
Coding region: 320-724 (134 amino acids)
Biological process (GO): cellular response to BMP stimulus
Source: RefSeq, a predicted model, not a curated record
AGCGUCAUUUAGGAGCAGAGGUAGCCUGAAACCAGAGGGAUCUCCAUGAUUCAAAACCAGACCCACAGCAAAGUACUUUUAUAUAUUUUUUUUCUUUUCUCCAUAGGAAAUCCUGGCCUGGCCCAUCAUUUUCCUGACCACACCGCUAUGACAGGCUCGUUUUCUCUCAGAAAUUAAAGGAAGACACACAACUGGGGCUGAUUCUUCCUUCCUAAUCCAGGGGUUUCCCUGGGAAUGGACAGCCUCCCUCUGAGCUUCCACCCUGGUGAGACUCUGGAGCUCUAGGCCGUGAACCCAGCUAGGAAGAACCACUGGAAACAUGACUGAAGAGCCCGUGAAAGAGAGCCCAGGAGCUCCCAAGUCUCUCUCCCCAGCGCCAAUGGAGAAACUCCCCAAGAGGGAAGUGGUGGUCACCACAGUCCCCCUGGUCAGUGAGGUCCAGCUGAUGGCUGCCACAGGGGGUGCGGAACUCUCCUGCUACCGCUGCAUCAUCCCCUUCGCCGUGGUGGUCUUGAUCACUGGGAUAGUGGUCACCGCGGUGGCUUACAGCUUCAACUCUCACGGCUCCAUUAUCUCCAUCCUGGGCCUGGUUCUUCUCUCCUCGGGACUUUUCCUGUUAGCCUCUAGCGCCUUGUGCUGGAAGGUGAGACAAAGGAGAAAGAAAACCAAGCGGCGGGAGAGUCAGACGGCCCUGGUGGCCAAUCAGAGAAGCUUGUUUGCUUAAGCCUGAAGGAGACCAAAUGGGGUGUGGGGCAUGACAAUCUUGCUCUGACUUGGACGGCCCAUUCAUCCCGAACCAGAGAGCAAGAGAAUGCACCUGGCAUGGGAGCAGAUUAGGAAGAUGGAGGUGGAUUGAAGGAGGAGGCUGGAUGGAGUCCUGCCUGUGAGGAAUGACCUGUUUGCUUUAAGGUCUUCUUUGUGAAUGACUUCUUUAACGACAAACUUAUUCCUAAGGGCUGUUUAUAAAGAUGGAAGAACCAGCUUUCUCUGUACCUGAAAUGCGUUGGGUGAAGGGUGUAGGAGAUACACAACCUUAGACUGCCUUUGAGUCACUUGGGAAAGCAGCAGAGGGAUGAUGGGAAAAUAAUGAGAUAAUCCUGGCGCGACGGCCUCCUACCUCCUGAGGAGAUAGCCCGCGCUCUUUAAGACGAUAUAUUAAAAAACGAGUUCUGCUGAAGGUCUACAUUGCCUUGGACUUCACAUACCCGUAGGAAGUUCGGUGACCAUGUUUUUCCAUAUGUUGGUCCUCUGGUGUCUCAUUUUUAUUCUUCCCUCUCAGUAACUCAUCCCUGGUGGUACUUUACCUUAAAAGAUAAACUAAUAUUUUUUUAUAUUGUAACAUUGAACAGUUUCAGGUGAUGACAAUGAUGGGAUAGAAGUAAAUAAAAAGUAUAGCUAAUAGAUGAUGUGGGGGGUUAAAUUAAUAUUAAUAUAAUCCUGUAUAGCACUUUUGAUGGUUUUUAUAUAAAAGUUCAAUGUACAUUUUAUUCAA